This is a messenger RNA of Myzus persicae (green peach aphid), 885 nucleotides long. RefSeq names its product piggyBac transposable element-derived protein 4-like. The annotation marks the transcript as partial. The transcript has 2 exons. The record is from RefSeq and is a predicted model, not a curated record. Lineage: Eukaryota; Metazoa; Arthropoda; Insecta; Hemiptera; Aphididae.
AUGGACUCUGAUGGUAUUCUUUCUGCUCUGGAUGACUCUGAUUUUGAAGACUCAGGUAGUGAGUACAGUCCAAGUGACGUUUUAUACGAAUCAGAUUCUGAUGAGAGUAUUAGUGUAGAACCAGAUACUGAAAAUACCCAAAAUUUAGCUCAACAGGAAAAUAGUAUCAUAUCUGAUGAAUGGUUUAAUGUUACAGGAGAUUUUCGAAAAAAUAUUAUUUUUACUGGAGACAGUGGUAUCAAAUGUAACAUUGACCAAGAAUCUAAACCUAUUGAUAUUUUUAACCUAUUUUUGAAUGAUGAAGUAUUGAAUUUGAUUGUAACUGAGACAAACAGGCAAGCUAAAAGGUACAAAAGACAAUGGAUAGACACAGACAGUUUAGAAAUUAAAACAUUUUUAAGUAUUGUAAUGUACACAGGUAUGGUUGGUUAUCCUAAGAUAUCUGACUACUGGAGUCAACAAACUUUUUACAUAAAUAGUUAUGUACCAAAAAUUAUGGCUCGUAAUCUUUUUCAGUCAUUGCUUAGAUUUUUUCAUAUUUCUAAUAAUGAUUAUAAUCCAGGGGAUAGGUUAGGAAAAAUUCAACCUUUAGUUGAUUUAUUAAAUAAUUCAUUUAAACAAAGCAAAGUCCCAGCAGAAAAUGUAGUCAUUGAUGAAACAUUAGUACCAUUUAGGGGUCGCAUUGUAUUCAGGCAAUAUAUUCCAAAUAAAGCAGCAAGAUAUGGAAUUAAAUUAUAUAAAUUAUGUGACAACAUAGGUUAUACAUAUAACUUAAGUGUGUACAGUGGUAAAGAUACUAACAGAUCUAAUAGUAACAUUUCUUGUGCUGGUAAAGUUGUUCUGUCAUUAAUGGAAAAUUAUUUAAAUGAAGGAAGAACUUUAAUA